CUCGGAGCGAGUCGGCAGGCAUGUGGACGUCCGUCGGCGGUGCCACGGAGCCUUCCGGCGCCAGGGCAUCCAGCGGUCGUUUCUGGGUUAUCGUCCUGGGAGUAGCGGCCGUGCUUUUCCUCCUCGGGUUCUUCAUCGGAUGGUUUGCAAAACCUACAGAAAAGAAGACAUCUGUGAGGCCUCCUGAGGACAUGAAGGCAGCAUUUAUGGCUGAAAUGAAAGCUGGAAACAUCAAGCAGUUUCUUUACAAUUUUACACAGCUUCCUCACCUGGCAGGAACAAAGGAGAAUCUGCAUCUGGCACAGCAAGUCCAAGCUGAGUGGAAGGAGUUUGGUUUGGAUUCUGUUCAGCUGGUUCAUUAUGAUGUCUUGCUCUCUUACCCAGAUGACUCUAAGCCCAACUACAUCUCAGUAAUUGAUGAGCAUGGAAAUGAGAUUUUCAACACAUCAUUGUCUGAGCCUCCUCCUCCAGGAUAUGAGGAUGUUAGAGGUGUGGUGCCACCCUACAAUGCAUUUUCAGCCCAAGGAGUGCCAGAGGGUGAAUUAGUGUAUGUGAAUUAUGGCCGCACUGAGGACUUCUUUCUUCUAGAGCGGACAAUGGGAAUUAACUGCACAGGAAAGAUUGUUAUUGCCAGAUAUGGGAAGAUCUUCAGAGGAAACAAGGUGAAGAACGCUGAACUGGCAGGUGCCAAGGGAAUUAUUCUGUACUCUGACCCUGCUGACUACUGUGCCCCAGGAGUAGAUCCCUAUCCAAAUGGCUGGAACCUUCCAGGUGGAGGAGCCCAGCGUGGAAAUGUGUUAAACUUGAAUGGGGCAGGAGAUCCUCUGACACCAGGUUAUCCUGCAAAAGAAUACACCUACCGAGUGGACAAAGCCAGGGGGGUAGGUCUCCCAAAAAUUCCGGUUCAUCCCAUAGGCUACCAUGAUGCUGAAUCACUACUGCGUGACAUGGGAGGACAAGCACCACCAGAGAGUAGCUGGAAAGGAAGUUUGAAUGUAUCUUACAAUGUUGGUCCAGGUUUCACAACAACUGCAAGGAAGGUGAAAAUGCACAUUCAUAGCAACAAUGAAGUAAGAAGGAUUUACAAUGUGAUUGGUACCAUCAGAGGUACAGUAGAGCCAGACAGGUAUGUCAUCCUGGGAGGUCACCGCGACUCUUGGGUGUUUGGCGGCAUUGAUCCUCAGAGUGGAGCUGCUGUGGUUCAUGAGAUUGUGAGGAGCUUUGGAAAACUGAAAAGGCAAGGAUGGGGGCCAAGGAGGACAGUGAUAUUUGCAAGCUGGGAUGCAGAGGAAUUUGGCUUGUUAGGAUCAACAGAGUGGGCUGAGGAAAAUGCCAAAAUACUGCAAGCACGGGGAGUGGCUUAUAUCAAUGCAGAUUCCUCCGUCGAAGGUAACUACACACUACGGGUGGAUUGCACGCCGCUGAUGUACAGACUGGUGUACAAUCUGACUAAAGAGAUACCAAGUCCUGAUGAGGGCUUCGAAGGAAAAUCUCUUUAUGAGAGCUGGUUACAAAAAAAUCCAUCAGUAGAAUACAGCAAUGUUCCCAGAAUAAAUAAGCUGGGUUCUGGCAAUGACUUUGAAGUCUUUUUUCAACGCCUUGGCAUUGCUUCAGGCAGAGCACGUUACAGUAAAAACUGGGAUGUAGAAAAAUACAGCAGCUAUCCAGUUUAUCACAGUGUCUAUGAAACCUAUGAAAUUGUGGAGCAGUUUUAUGAUCCCACUUUCAAGAACCAUCUGACGGUCGCUCAGGUACGGGGAGGGCUGGUUUUUGAACUGGCCAACUCCGCUGUGCUUCCUUUCGACUGUAGAGAUUAUGCAUCAGCUGUGAGCAACUAUGCUCACAUCAUCUAUAAUUUGUCAAGGAAACAUGAAGAGGCACUGGCAACAUACAAUGUGUCCUUUGAUGCUCUAUUUUCUGCUGUGAAAAAUUUUACAGAAGUUGCUGCUAGCUUUCAUGAGAGACUGCAACAAAUAGAUACCAAUGACCUACUUGCUGUCAGAUCACUGAAUGAUCAGCUCAUGUUUCUAGAAAGAGCUUUCAUUGAUCCUCUUGGAUUGCCUGGCAGGCCGUUCUAUAGACACAUCAUCUUUGCUCCAAGCAGCCACAACAAGUAUGUAGGAGAAUCAUUCCCAGGAAUCUAUGAUGCCAUGUUUGACAUUGAAAACAAAGCUGAUCAAGAGGAAGCCUGGGAUGAAGUCAAGAGGCAGAUUUCCAUUGCAGCCUUCACCGUGCAGGCAGCAGCAGGGACGCUGAACGAAGCAGCAUAAAUAUCAGUAACAUAAUCAUCCACAAAGACUAUGUAUGACAGUUUGCAGCAGCCUUACAAACAGGGCAUUUUAAACCACCAGGAUGAUUAUUAGAAAGACCCCCAAAAUCAAACAAAAUCUUUCUCAAGUAUUAUGCCCAAGUGGAAUGCAUUUGUCAAUGUUAACAAGGUAAUGUACUGCAAUAGACAUCUGGCUUCAGAUGACUUCUGAAGUGAGAGUGAAAUAGUUUCAUGUUUUCUCUCAGCUUCAUGUUUGAGAAUUGCUAACCACUGGGUUGUUUUUUUCCAGAGUUCUGGAUAUCCCUAGCUUGAUUAUUACAGCAGUACCCAGGGCAUUAGGAAGCCAGAAGUCAUUUUUCAUGUUUCCAUCAAUUUCUAAUUUUGUUGUUGAUUUUUUAUUUAUUUACCUUGAAGCUGUAAAAUUAUACUCCAAGAUAGCCCUUCCAGCUCUCCUUUUACACAAAGCAUCAUGUUUAGUUGAUUACAUGGUGUUGGAUGAUAGGUUGCACUCCAUGUUC
Messenger RNA from Dryobates pubescens (Downy woodpecker), 2787 nucleotides. RefSeq names its product putative N-acetylated-alpha-linked acidic dipeptidase. NCBI's taxonomy places the organism in Eukaryota, Metazoa, Chordata, Aves, Piciformes, Picidae. Gene Ontology annotation, molecular function: carboxypeptidase activity. Bases 21 to 2270 code for a protein of 749 amino acids. The transcript is spliced from 19 exons. The record is from RefSeq and is a predicted model, not a curated record.